UUGUCACCCAACGGAGCUAGAUUUGUCUUCCAACCUCGAUUUACGAAAACCACGAAUCUGAUUGUCCAGGCUUUAGGAGAAUAAUGAGCAAUUGGACCUUCCAUCGGUCAUCAUCGGUAACACCACAACGGUCCGGCGGGCCAUGCACUCUUCCAGCUCUAUCCGCGCCUUGCGCGUCCUUCGCCUACCACGAACUCCUCUACCCACGUCCACAUCAUAUAUCCGUCCGCUUGGCAAGAUCCAGCCGCAAGCAGCCCGCACAGUAUUUGUCCAGUCAUUACCGGCUCAACGGAGUUUCCAUUCUUCUCCUGUCUGGCGACGAAGGAAGCAAGAAACUCCCUCGGAGUCGGAUGUGAGAGGCCCCGCCGACAUCGCAGAGCUCGACGUCCUCGGCGCGACGCCUGUCCCCUCGACCAACAUUGAAGCUACCGUACCUGGAGGUUUCCUAUUAAACAGCGGGUUGUCGAUUCUCGGCGGUGACGGCGCCUUACUCGUGGGCGGCGAGGCUUUCGCAUGGCGGCCAUGGCUUGCCAAAGCGGACUCGGACGCAUCCGAUAAGAGCAAGAGGUUACGCUUAUACAACGAGCGCGGGCAGUUGGAUAUUCCUCCAGAGGCGUUUUCGGUUCUGGGACUGAUGUGGCCGAAACCUGAUCUACUAGUGGUUGGUACGGGUCCUACGAUUCGCCCUCUGAGUCCGGAGACGAGACGGCAUAUUGGCGAGCUUGGGCUACGGGUGGAAAUCUUGGACACGCGGAAUGCGGCGGCGCAGUUUAACCUACUGGCUACGGAAAGAGGUGUUGGGGAUGUAGCCGCAGCAUUGAUACCUGUCGGGUGGGUGGAAGGGAAGGGAGCUGUCGAGGAGUGACAGCUCUGCGUAUGAUCAAGCUAUUUGUUCGAUGAUGACUGCAAUUUUCGCGGCAAGCAUAUCCGUGCUACAGUAAUCAACGACUGUCCGAAGUACGAAAAUAUGGUAAUAGCAUACC
Messenger RNA from Sodiomyces alkalinus F11, 983 nucleotides. RefSeq lists its product as hypothetical. Gene Ontology annotation, biological process: mitochondrial respiratory chain complex I assembly. The transcript has 2 exons. The coding region runs from base 143 to 865 and encodes 240 amino acids. NCBI's taxonomy places the organism in Eukaryota, Fungi, Ascomycota, Sordariomycetes, Glomerellales, Plectosphaerellaceae. Gene Ontology annotation, cellular component: mitochondrial inner membrane. The record is from RefSeq and is a predicted model, not a curated record.